AUGAGAAGCGGAUGGGCGGCCUGGCGGGUGAACGCGCGCGGGUUGGAAGGCGCGGGACCGUUGGUGGCCGUGAUGGAGGCGGUGCUGAGGUGCUCGGCUGGUGACAUGGCAGCUGUGAGCUCACAGAAGAGGAGCCAGAGCCCUACUCAGACUGCCUUUGAGACUCCUGUGAAAAGAAGGGUGCUGGAUUUUGCUGAAAGCCUCAAGAAAUCAAGAGCUCGCUGGUUUUCUUCUCAGAUCAAAUGGUCACCUGGCUCCAGCGAUGAGGAAAGUGGAGCUGUUUCUGUGAAGCCAGCACCACUGAGGAGGUUGGAUGUGUCCCCACUGCAGGCUGCCAGCAUCCCCACUGCUACACGCAGGGAGUUUUCCUCCCAGUUAUCCCCUAAGCCUGCUGCCUCAUACCAACCCAUCGUGCCCGUGAUGUCUUUUUAUAGCAAGGAAAAGCAAUACCUUACUAUUCUAGAGAGGAAACAGCUGAGUGAGAGUGGAGCUUUUGGGGACAGGGGCAGUUGUAAGAGUCCCCUGGCUGCCAGCAGGACUGAGAAAGUUAAUGUGAAUGUCAGCAGGAACACGAAUUCGAAGCCAGCCAGGCCUGCAGCUGGUUCCAAGCAUGGCAAAACUGCCCCCAAAGCCCUUAAGAAGCUGAAAGCAGAUGCACCCCCUAAAAAACCUAGUGUGGGGAAAGAGAAUACUCCUUGUCUAAUUAAGAAGAAGAUGGAUUCACCCUUCAGAGUCCUCAGCAUGACAGUGAAACCGGCUCUGAGGCUUCAGUCGGGAGCAGCAUUCUUUUCUGCCAGCAAGAAGUCGCACUCUAAGAAACCACCCUUAGACCUUAAGCCUCUCCAGACUCCCCCCAGGUCUCAUUCAGCUGAUGCCAACAAAAGCCUCGAGGCAGACAGUGCACAGAGAAGUACUUCUGUGCCUCAGAAGAGAGAAAACAACAACAGAGAGAACUUUCCGAGUUGUGUAAAUCAAGAGAGAAAUACUGCACACGAAGGAAAGGCGUCUCUGCAGCAAAGUGCAGGCAGCACUGUUGUUGCUUCUCAUCCUUCUGAGACUGAAGAGUGCAGCCAUGCAGGGAGCACGGACGGUGGUGAGAUUAGUUCUUCCACAACAUGCCAGUCAGAUGAUUGCAUUCCUUCCAGCCAACCUCCACACGAAGGGAGUAAGAAGGCAUCUUCGAAUGCCCUUGUCUACCCCAUAUUCAGUGGGCCCCCUACCAGCAAGAAGAGGGCGCUGGAUGAACUGAGUUCUCCAUUUGGAUCCAGUCCACCUGCAAAAAUGCCUCACGGUGUGCAGAAAAGCAAGAAAGCGAGAGAACUCUGCAAGCAGUCCAACGAUCAGAUGAUCAUUGAUGCAGGACAGAAGCAUUUUGGUACCGUUGCCUGCAAGUCAUGUGGCAUGAUCUACACAGCUGCCAGCCCUGAGGACGAAGCCCAACACAUCCAGUACCACGAGAGAUUCCUCGAGUGCCUCAGAUAUGUGUGUUGGAAGAAAGAACGGGUUGUGGCAGAGUUCUGGGAUGGGAAAAUCGUAUUGAUUCUUCCAGAUGACCCAAAAUACGCAGUCAAGAAGGCAGAAGACGUGCGAGAGAUUGUAGAUAAUGAGCUGGGCUUCAAGCAAGUUGCCUUGAGUUGCCCAGCCAAGACUAAAACCUACUUGUUUGUGUCCAACGAGAAGAUGAUUGUUGGGUGCCUGGUGGCUGAAUCAAUUAAGCAGGCUUUCCGGGUGCUGUGUGAGCCCAGCACGACUCAGAGCCCUGGGCAGGAUGCCCUGCAGCAGCAGCGGGCAUGGCGCUGCUCCACGGAGCCGGAGCCUGCAGUGUGUGGGGUCAGCAGGAUCUGGGUGUUCGGCCUCGCACGCAGGAGGGGCAUCGCACGGCGCCUGGUGGACGUGGUCAGGAGCACAUUCAUGUAUGGCAGCUACCUGAGCACUGAGGAAAUUGCCUUCUCUGACCCCACACCAGAUGGCAAACAGUUUGCAACCAAAUACUGCCAAACACCCACCUUCCUCGUCUACAACUUUGUUUAUGGCAACUGACUGGACUUGAUUACCACUAGCUGUGAGUAGCUCCAAUCAUUUACCAUGACUUUGUUGCUUUUAAAGUAACACUUUAAUGUUAGGGCCUGGUGAACUCUGGCUUCCUGCUGAGCACUCGUUUUUCCUGCAGUUGUGGGAAGGCAACACCUUCUGUACACUGGUGGUGGAUGCUGUGAACGCAAGGAAGCUUGCUUGGAUUGCAGAUAAUUUUCUUUCUAAAUCGAAGUUUUAUUACAAAUAACUUUAUUUCUUUAAGAGUUUGAAUUAAUAUAAAACUGUUUGUUUCUCUCCCUGGAUGUGUGGGUGUUUGAACUCUCCAUGCAUGUGCUGGGGAACAUCCUGGGGCUUGUGAGGGUUUGAUGUGCACUGUUGUGAGAAAGCUGCUUGAAACUAUCUGCUGAACGUGCAGGAGCUGAAUGUAAAGGGCUGGGGCAGAGGCAGUGGUGGGAAAGCUGUCCCUAAAUUUGUGCAUACAGACAACAAGAACACGGGGCAGGGUUUCCCUCAGCCUCCAGUGCACGAAGUCUGGGAACCUUUGAAGUGUUGUGCUGCAGAGAUUGCUUGUUCAAUAAACUGUUCAAAAUGCU
Molecule: messenger RNA, 2627 nt
Organism: Centrocercus urophasianus (Greater sage-grouse)
Lineage: Eukaryota; Metazoa; Chordata; Aves; Galliformes; Phasianidae
Gene: ESCO2
Product: establishment of sister chromatid cohesion N-acetyltransferase 2
Biological process (GO): mitotic sister chromatid cohesion
Cellular component (GO): chromatin; nucleus
Molecular function (GO): protein-lysine-acetyltransferase activity
Source: RefSeq, a predicted model, not a curated record